This is a messenger RNA of Eimeria necatrix, 840 nucleotides long. RefSeq lists its product as hypothetical. Lineage: Eukaryota; Apicomplexa; Conoidasida; Eucoccidiorida; Eimeriidae. The coding region runs from base 1 to 840 and encodes 279 amino acids. The record is from RefSeq and is a predicted model, not a curated record. The transcript has a single exon.
AUGAUUCAUGUGGAGCCUUUCAGGCGCCUGCGCACUGCAGCAGACUGGCCCGAGGCUUCGCUGCAGCAGCAGCAGCAGCAGCAGCAGCAGCAGCAGCAAAGCCACAGGCCAGAAGCAACAGCAGUAUAUGUCAUUGUGGUGUUGAGCCUUUUGGCCCUGGCCAUUCUUUCGGUGGGCCUUUGGUGGUGCAAGCACGGCUUCGGGUCCCCGGGCCUGCAGGCCAGCAGCAGCAGCAGCAGCAGCAGCAGCAGCAGCAGCAGCAGCAGCAGCACGGUGGCGCGCGCAGCAGCAAAGCCGCGCAAGGGCAGCAGCAACAGCGAAGGCCUCUGGGGGGACUUGGGGGCUUUCAGCGCAGCAGCUUUUAAGCCCUGCAGCGUUGAGGUGCGGGGAAGCAGCAGGUUGCAGCUGCCGCCGCCCCCGCCUGCUGCUGCAGCAGCAGCAGCAGCAGCAGCAGCAGCAGCAGCAAGCAGCAGCAGCGUCGUGCGGGUGCGCUCGCGCAGGGCAAGAGCAGCAAAGGCCAGGGCCCGGCUGCGGCGGCUGCGCUCGACGAGAUCUUUUUGCGGCCUUUGCAGCCAGCCCUACAGCCACUGCAGGCUGCCUGCAGCAGCAGCAGCAGCAGCAGCAGCAGCAGCAGCAGCAGCAGCAGCAGCGGGCGGGGCGGCCGGCAGCAGCGCCGACUCCCUCUCCGGGAAGGCCAAGGGCCCGCAGUGUAUAGACAGAUAUGUCUUGGGGCUGCAGAUGCUGCAGCGGGCAGCUUUGCUGCGGAUAAGAAGGUCUGGGGCUUCAGCAGCAGCAGCAGCAGCAGCUGCUGCUGCUGCUGCUGCUGCGGAGGGCGCCUAG